Molecule: messenger RNA, 408 nt
Organism: Trichophyton benhamiae CBS 112371
Lineage: Eukaryota; Fungi; Ascomycota; Eurotiomycetes; Onygenales; Arthrodermataceae
Exons: 2
Coding region: 1-408 (135 amino acids)
Source: RefSeq, a predicted model, not a curated record
AUGAUGGCAGCCAAACGUACCAACUUUGUCGAGUUCCAUGACGAAGAACUGAGCUCCCUUGGAACUCAGCAGAGCCUUGGUCUCGUUGCAGUAAGGGCAGUAGGACUUGGAGAAGACAACUACAACACGCCAGACUUACUUGCUUGCUUUCAAGAGCUUCGACUUACCUACGGCAUUCUCACUGAUGAUUUGCUCGGCUUUGGUUUUUGCGGCAGACAUGGCGGCUGGCGAGGUGGCUACAGAGCCAAAAAGUCGGCGGAGUAUGGAAGCUAUGGUGGGCAACUUCGUGAUAGCAGAGAGAAAGAAGAAGAAGAAGAAGAAGAAGACGGCCUGGACGAGGGGUUGCGAGACGAUAGUUAUAUGCAGUGUGAAAGAUGUCAGGAUUCAACCUGGUUAAAGGUUGUUUGA